GUUGGCCAUCGUCUAUAUAUUCAAGAGCAUACUGAAUCAACGAAUCUCAGGCAUUUCCAUUGGCAUUUUGUCACUGAUAAUUUUCUCUCUCUAAGGGGUGUUCUGAGAUCACAAAGCAGUUUCAAAAUGGUGAAGGCAGUGGCAGUUUUGAGCAGCAGCGAGGGUGUUAAAGGAACUAUCAACUUUGCACAGGAAGGAGAUGGACCGACCAAUGUGAGUGGAAAUGUUUCUGGUCUUAAGCCUGGUCUCCAUGGUUUCCACGUUCAUGCUCUUGGGGACACUACCAAUGGUUGCAUGUCAACUGGCCCACAUUUCAAUCCUGCUGGUAAGGAGCAUGGUGCGCCGGAGGACGAACACCGUCAUGCUGGCGAUCUAGGAAACAUUACUGUUGGAGCUGACGGAACUGCCAACUUCACAAUUGUGGACAACCAGAUUCCUCUAACUGGACCAAACUCGAUCAUUGGAAGGGCUGUUGUUGUCCAUGCAGAUCCCGAUGAUCUCGGAAAGGGUGGCCAUGAACUCAGCAAGUCAACUGGAAAUGCUGGUGGACGAGUUGCUUGUGGUAUCAUCGGUCUUCAGGGCUAAAAGAGAUCAUUCCCGAGCAAGUGAAUAAAAAAGAUGGAAUCUUGUUAAGUGUGGUGUGUUGAUCUGUGGAUCUAUCCAUUGAAAUGUGAACACUUUCUGCAGGACAUGAACAACAUGGACAUUUUAUUAUGGGUUAAUGAAUAACAGACAAAUGUCUUUACGAUUCUAUUUGAGUCAUUUUAUUUGAUCAUUUUA
This is a messenger RNA of Tarenaya hassleriana, 780 nucleotides long. RefSeq names its product superoxide dismutase [Cu-Zn] 1-like. The coding region runs from base 127 to 585 and encodes 152 amino acids. Gene Ontology annotation, biological process: removal of superoxide radicals. The record is from RefSeq and is a predicted model, not a curated record. The transcript is spliced from 8 exons. Gene Ontology annotation, molecular function: copper ion binding; superoxide dismutase activity. Lineage: Eukaryota; Viridiplantae; Streptophyta; Magnoliopsida; Brassicales; Cleomaceae.